GCAUUUAAUAACACAAGAUUAUUUCAAUAUUUGAUUAUACAUUUGAUAAAUUGUGCAUUGAAAUUCAAUGUACCAUAGAAAUUCUGCACUUGACGUCAAAGGAUUACAAGUAAUGCCAGUAGAAAAGGGAACAAAUCGACAUUCAAAUCAUAAAGCUACUAUUGAUUCAAUUUGGUGUGAAAAUUGUAAAGAUAGGGAAAUCACUAAUAUUGGAACAUAUGUAAUACCAAAAUCAACAAACCAAAAUAUGACGAAUAGUGAAAAGUCGGGAAAUGAGGGAAUAUUUCUGGAUAGUAUUCGUUGCAGCAGUGGCAAAGUUCAUGAACUAUCAUGCGUUGGAACUGCUGAUCACUCAGGUUCAAAAGGAGAACAAAACAAGAAAGACCAAAUGGAUAAUUCAGAAAACAAGAGUGAAAAAAGAAGAAAACCCGUGACUACUUCAAAAGAUAAACCUCGCCAACUUACUAAAAAUAUUUUAUCAGAAACUACAAAAAAACAAUUGCAAAAUUUGCAAAAUAUAUCAAACGAUACAGAAGAUAUGUCAGCUGAGAAAAAGAAAAAGAAAACUAAAAAACAUAAAAAGGAAAGGAAAGAGUUAAUUAGUGCGGAACAAAAUGUGAAAUUUGCUGAAAUACUGAGAAAGCGACUUGAAAGCGAAUUGGCUAGACGAAAUGACAAUCAUGUUGUUGAUAAUUACACAACUGUUUGUAAGGAUGAAAACAUCGAGGUUAAAGGCAAAUUGGUAAUAGAUAUGAAAAACGAUUUAUCUAAACACAAAACAUCAAAAGAUGUAAAGACUGAUAAAGUAACGAUAACGAACACAAUGAAGACAUACCAUAGCAGCGAACGUUAUACAAAUAAGGAUAAUGAGAGUAAGCAGAUGCCUAAAUCGGCAAAUCAAAUGCAUCUUAAAGAUAGAAUCACACCUCGUAGUGAAACUGAGCCGAAAUCCGCAAACAAAAUGCAUCUUAAAGAUAGAAACACACCUCGUAGUGAAACUGAGCCGAAAUCCGCAAACAAAAUGCAUCUUAAAGAUAGAAACACACCUUGUAGUGAAACUGAGCCGAAAGUCGCAAACAAAAUGCAUGUUAAAGAUAGAAACACACAUCGUAGUGAAAAUGAGCCUGAAUCCGCAAACAAAAUGCAUGUUAAAGAUAGAAACACACAUCGUAAUGAAACUGAGCCGAAAUCCGCAAACAAAAUGCGUGUUAAAGAUAGAAACACACAUCGUAGUGAAACUGAGCCGAAAUCCGCAAAUAAAAUGCAUGUUAAAGAUAGAAACACACAUCGUAGUGAAAAUGAGCCUGAAUCCGCAAACAAAAUGCAUGUUAAAGAUAGUAACACACAUCGUAGUGAAAAUGAAAAGCAGUCAAAAAGUAAAGCCAAAUACACUUCCGAAGAGACACUGGUCAAAGAUAUUUAUAAACAACCAAGGAAACCAACACGUAUAAAAUCGAACAAAUAUUUUAAAUUAAGAUACGAUUCUGAUCAUGACGAAAAUGAGGGUAGGCCAAGAAAAUCCUCUCAAUACAAUCCUUUUCCUGUUAAUGAAAUGAUAAACGGAAAAUUUUAUCGAGCAAAUUCUACAAAAACGUCCCAUUCUACCUUAGAACAAAGACACGUGUAUAGGUCAGUGUCUAAUGCAUCUGUUUUCUCAAGCUCAAUAGAGGUAACUGAAGAGUCUCCAGCAAAUUUGUAUUCUUCAUAUCAGAAUAUUCUCUUUCACUCAAACACAAAAGAUGAAUUGUAUCGGCAAAUGGGAAAGAAACACCAGUUUUCUCAUGUUCAUGAUCGAGGCGACAAAAUCGAAGGGGUUCAAAAUGAACCAAAAGUAAAUGCUAACAAAACUCGCUUGAGUCAUACCACUAGUAAAGACAAUAUGACAAAAACGAACGCGAAUAUUAGAAACCCCACUGACAAAAAUAGCAGAGAUAAUAAUUCACGAGCGCCUAAGCCAAGAUACAACGCCUGGACUAUAGAAUCAACAAACGAACAAGUAGCAAAUGUAGAUGCAAGGAACAAUACAUUCAGAGAAAAAGUUAUCAAAGCAGCACGUCGUCCUCAAAAUCGUUGCUUUUAUUCAGAGGAUGACGAUAAAGACUUAAUUUUAAUAAUGGUACAAGAUGAAAUUCAAAAACAGUACCAAAGAAUAAAAGAAGUUCGUAUCAAGAAUGAAUUAAACCAAAACGACAGACAACAAGAACAAAACGAAUCAGACAAUAGAAAUAAAAAGAACAUGAAAAGGGAUUCCAAGGACCCAUUUUGGGACCGUAGUAAAAAUUGUAGUGCCUAUAAAGAUGAUACAGAUGUUUAUUCAUUCAGCAGAGAAAGUGACGAAUUGCAAAGGUUAAAAGUUGAUACUGCGAAAACGGACAAAAAGGCAAAGAAGAGCAAGUUCAUUAACGAGACAUUAAAUAGAGUUUCCAGUAAAAAGACCGAAGAUUCAACAGAGGAUUUGAAUGAUGAAAACAAAGACGUGUCUACUCCUAUGGUGCAUGAGUCCAAGAAAGAAGAAGACAAACUUGAGGAAAAGAAAGAUAUGUUACAGUCCAUUGUUGAUAUACACGAUAUUGGUGUUAAUGUUGCGCCUCCACAUCACGCACAACAAAAGGUGGAAAAACAUUUCAGAGUACCGUCAAAGAAAGAUUGCAACAAAGUGGUAAGGGUGGGUGGUGGAUGGAGUAAUAUUAAUGACUACUACAAAAGACAUGUGCCAGUUACAAGGAGAGAAUAUAACAGGUCAAGCAACUAUAAAGGACGAUCAUACCUAAGUUUCCAGUCACAUUACAAAUGUCCUCCAAAACUCAAGCAUCAUUCAAAAGUUACUAAUUCUACCAGUAGAAAAGUUACAUUAAAUUAAAAUUCCAUGAUCGUGUUGACAGAAGACAAAUAGAAAAAACAGUGCUAGUAUUUAAAAUAAUAAAUGUAUUUGAUUUUUUUUAAUUUUUAAAUAAUUAUGUCUUCAAGCUAAGCAGACCAAUAAGACGUGUUUCCUAGUGACAGGCGAAAUUCAGGUUUAGUUGUUUUUUUCUCUCAUUUUCAAUUUGAGUAUUAUUAAAUACUCUUUUUAGUAAUGUUCAACGCAAAACAUGAAGACAGUAGAAACGGAAGAAUAUCUAAAAUUGGGUAGAUUUUUAUUAAUAGACAGACGUGUGCAAGUCUGUAUCUUAUUGGGUAUUCAAAGGCACAAGAUCUAUCUCCCCUCACACACUAAAGAAGUGCUAGUUAAAUUGAAGGAUAUUUGGUUAACCACGUAUAUAGCUCACGUCCUUUGGCAAAUACUUCAUUCAUAUUCAGGAAAAGAACAAUUUUACACUGAAUGUACGAGUAAUAAAAUAUGUAGGCUGUGCAGUCAAAAAUAUAUGGCAAGAAAAGUAAGAAUGCAACUUGAAAAUACGUGCACUUAUUAUUGUGAUCUUGUCAUUUUAGACUUAAAAGUGAUUUUUAUUAUAACGAUUCUGAGACAAAUCCUGUUUAAUUCACCACAUAAAUCCGGAGGUUGGAGCCUGCAUUUUUUGUUUGAUACUGUAUCUCAUCAUAUUGGCUUGGCGUUUAUUGUUUUGUACAUAAAUCAUGCCGUUAGU
This is a messenger RNA of Mytilus trossulus (common blue mussel), 3584 nucleotides long. RefSeq lists its product as uncharacterized. The record is from RefSeq and is a predicted model, not a curated record. NCBI's taxonomy places the organism in Eukaryota, Metazoa, Mollusca, Bivalvia, Mytilida, Mytilidae. Bases 68 to 2860 code for a protein of 930 amino acids. The transcript has 2 exons.